CUUGUCUUCCUCAUACACCCACCAUGCCCGACCAGACAGCCCCUGCUGCUCAGCCCGCGGCUGCCACCAAGUCCAAGCACAGUCACGCAGCGUCCCAGGCGCAACCGGCACCACGAAAAGUGCGAUUCAAUGUCGGCACCCAGUACCAGGUCCUCGACGUCGUAGGAGAGGGCGCGUAUGGCAUCGUAUGUUCUGCCAUCCACAGACCAAGCGGGCGCAAGGUCGCCAUCAAGAAGAUCGCUCCCUUCGACCACUCCAUGUUCUGUUUGCGUACCCUCCGUGAGCUCAAGCUCCUCAAGUUCCUCAGUGAAGCCGGUGUCAGCGAGAACAUCAUCUCAAUAUUGGACAUCAUCAAGCCGCCAUCUAUAGAGCAGUUCAAGGAAGUCUACUUGAUCCAGGAGCUGAUGGAGACCGACAUGCACCGCGUCAUCCGCACGCAGGACCUCUCCGACGACCAUGCUCAAUACUUCAUCUAUCAGACACUGCGCGCCCUCAAGGCGCUGCACUCCGCCGACGUCAUCCACCGGGACCUCAAGCCCUCUAACCUCCUUCUCAACGCCAACUGCGACCUUAAGGUCUGCGACUUCGGCCUCGCGCGUUCAGUGCGCACGGCGGAGCCAUCAGGGACAGAGACGGGUUUCAUGACUGAAUACGUUGCGACGCGAUGGUAUCGCGCGCCGGAGAUCAUGCUUACGUUCAAGCAGUACACCAAAGCCAUCGACAUCUGGUCAGUCGGCUGCAUCCUCGCCGAGAUGCUUUCCGGCAAGCCACUAUUCCCGGGCCGCGACUACCACCACCAGCUCACGCUCAUCCUCGACGUCCUCGGAACACCAACGCUGGACGAGUUCUACGCGAUCACCACCCGGCGGUCGCGUGACUAUAUCCGCGCGCUGCCCUUCCGGAAACGGAAGCCGUUCGCGCAGCUGUUUCCGAACGCGAACCCCCUCGCGAUCGACUUCCUCACGAGGACAUUGACUUUCGAUCCGAAGAAGCGUAUCACAGUGGAGGACGCACUCGCGCAUCCAUAUCUCGAGGCAUACCACGACCCGGAGGACGAGCCUGUAGCGCCUCCUCUGGACCCUGAGUUCUUCGAGUUCGAUCUCCACAAGGAUGACAUCAGCCGCGAACAGCUUAAGGAGCUGCUCUACGAAGAGAUCAUGUCCUUCCGCCCGCCACCCAUCUCAUAAUCAUCUCACACGCGCCUCACCCACAUAUAGUCAAUGUCGUUCACGUCCGCUCACAUCACUCGUGCUGUCUCGUUCUAUCAUACGUGCGUCUUGUUCCCAUAGGUGUGCGGGCUUCGCGUGGCUGACGGCCGGCUGUCCCUCUAGCUAGCUCAUUUCUGUUGAAAAAUGUACACUGCAUCCCCAUCCAUUUACGACUUCGUACUCCUUCCGCCAAUGCUCGUCGACGGCAGCGCCGUUUCCUUCACUGCGCCUGAACGCCCUUGUCCCUUCAGUAAUUUCAAGUCUUUAAACACCGUUUUCAGGACUUAUUCGCGUCGGUUGAGGGUACGGUCGGUCGUCCGUCUGUUUGGCAGUAGUGAUAGAGUAGCUGGUUCAUCUUGUCUCACCAUGUACGUUAUCGCAAAG
This is a messenger RNA of Dichomitus squalens LYAD-421 SS1, 1592 nucleotides long. RefSeq names its product mitogen-activated protein kinase. The record is from RefSeq and is a predicted model, not a curated record. Gene Ontology annotation, molecular function: MAP kinase activity; ATP binding. The coding region runs from base 24 to 1187 and encodes 387 amino acids. Gene Ontology annotation, cellular component: cytoplasm; nucleus. The transcript is spliced from 8 exons. Gene Ontology annotation, biological process: intracellular signal transduction; protein phosphorylation. Lineage: Eukaryota; Fungi; Basidiomycota; Agaricomycetes; Polyporales; Polyporaceae.